Messenger RNA from Sycon ciliatum, 1377 nucleotides. RefSeq lists its product as uncharacterized. The coding region runs from base 1 to 1377 and encodes 458 amino acids. Lineage: Eukaryota; Metazoa; Porifera; Calcarea; Leucosolenida; Sycettidae. The record is from RefSeq and is a predicted model, not a curated record. The transcript has a single exon.
AUGGCAGAAGAGGCUCCAAGACGGAGCGCCAGACGGAAUUUUGGACAAAGGCCGUCCAGAUUCCUCUCCGACCAGGAAUCUGUUCGGAGCCGACGCAAGGCGAAGACGCCCGCACAGUCGGCCAGCGAGUACGAUCACAGCAGCCUAGAGAGCUGCAGGAGGGCCGCGAUCGAACGACGAGAACAAGAGAUGGAGCUGGAAGCAGCUGAACGGAUCGCGGAGUUGAAACGCCAGGAACUGGCCCUUGAGAUCGAGCUUGCCAACAAGAGGCUAGCCGUGGAGCGAGCCAGGGCAGCAGAACAACGUGAAAGUUUGACCGGCGCUACUAGUACUGAGUAUGAGGAACCGCACGUAGAAUUUGCAGUUUCUGCAUCUGGCAACGCGGAGAUCCAUGCUCAGUCGGCGGAUGGAGAGCAGUCCUCCUCCGACGAGUUCAGUGGCGGUGAGGCGACUGGGCUUGGUGGCAGUUUGCCUGGGGUCCGGAGUCGUAGACCUUUGGCAUCGGCACGGAUCCGUUCCCCGAACAGCGCCCUGAGCACGGUUCGAUCCGACGGAGAGAUCCUGCCACCAACGAGGAGCAGGGCCAGACAGUACAGGAGCGACGCAGACGCAUCAGUCACGGUUUCUGGUGUUUUCAGCACACGCGCUCCUGACUCCAGAGUGAAUGCAAGUGACAGGUCAGUGUUGCAGCAGAACACUCAAGUGCAGCCUCUGAGUCUGACUGGUGUGAGUGCUAGUGGGACAGUCCAGCCCUGUUUGGCAGCUACUAGUACUACUACUAGCCAGAGUGUACAUGUAGCAGCAAGCAGUGGUACUAGCCAUGUGACAACAGCACAUAGUAGUAUGAACCAAAGACCAGCCCAUAGGCACAGAGCUAGCCUAUUGCGUUACAACUCACCUGCUGCGAGCAACCAGCCUACUCCCACAGCCACCUCUGCACAGGCCCAGCCCAGCAAUGACAGACCAGUGCCAGCACCAAGAGUAAGGAAGAGUGCCAAGCAAACAGCUGACAAGAGUGCAUUGAGCCAUGCUGCAGCAGAGUUUGUGCCGUUGGCACCUGCACCACAGCAAGCGAAUAUGUUACCUGGUGGCGGCACGAACUGGCCGGAUGCGUUCUACCAGCUUUGCCUGGGCAGGUCCCUGAAGCCGCUCGACUUGCCGAAGUUUGACGGUCAGAGACCGUCGUACCUAAAGUGGAAACAGCGAUUCCUCCACUUGGUCCAUGAGAACCCGCUCAUGUCUGAGGACUACAAGCUGGCUCACCUUCGGGAGGCAUUAGCCGGCGGUUCUGCAGCAGACCUAAUUGCAGACGUGCUGGAUGGUCCAGGCGCCUACACUGCCAUCAUGGAGGAGCUGGAUCGAUGGUUUGGUGGGUGA